AUGGUUCCUCCAAGCACUAUCGGACCGCCACUCUCAAAACCUUCCUUCGUUUUCCGUUUACUGCUUCUAAUUAACCUCCUAACUGUCUCGUUUUGCGAUGACGCCGCCGUCAUGUCCAACCUCUUAGCUGCCCUCUCUCCGGCGCCUUCUGGCUGGUCCGCUUCCAAAGAUCCGUGUACAUGGACUAAUGUCAACUGCGACAAGUCCACCGGCAAUGUAAUCACCAUCAACCUCGACUCCCAGUCCAUCUCCGGUAACCUCCCUUCUGAUCUCACACAGCUCUCGUCUCUCCGAACACUUUCCGUCCAGAAAAACUCCCUCUCCGGGACCUUGCCGUCUUUCGCUAAUAUGUCCAGCCUCGAAGGGCUCUAUCUAGACAGCAAUCAGUUCAGCUCAAUCCCCCAAGAUUUCCUCUUGGGUCUUCCCAAUUUGCAGACUUUCAGCAUUUCCGACAAUGGCGAGCUCAGCCCAUGGCAAAUUCCUAGUUAUUUGGCCGAAAGCACAAACUUGGGAUCUUUCUACGCGAGCAACGCCAGUAUCACCGGCGUCAUUCCUAAUUUCUUCGAUUCUUUCCCGAAUCUCCAGAACCUGAGAUUAUCCUACAAUAACCUCACCGGGUCUCUGCCUGGGUCGUUUGGGAGCUCGGAGAUACAGAAUUUGUGGCUGAAUAACCAACAACAGGGGCUCUCCGGGACUAUUGAUGUGCUUUCCUCAAUGACUCAACUCACCCAAGUAUGGCUUCAUGCCAAUGCCUUCACGGGUCCCAUCCCUGACCUUUCCAAAUGCGUAAAUCUCUUCGAUUUGCAGCUCAGAGACAACCAAUUGACCGGGGUUGUACCAGUUUCCAUAACGGCUCUUCCCAAAUUGGUGAACAUUACUCUUCAGAACAACAAUUUGCAGGGUCCGAUGCCUGAGUUUGGAAAAAACGUCAAGAAUAAUGUUGGUAAUACUUUCUGUAAGGAUACACCUGGACCUUGUGAUCCACAGGUCACUGCACUUCUUGCUGUUGCUGGGGGUCUUGGCUAUCCAAUCACGUUUGCCCAAUCUUGGGAAGGGAAUAAUGCGUGCAACAGCUGGAAAUUUAUAUCCUGUGAGCAGGGGAAUGUGAUUACUGUGAAUCUUGAAAUGGAUGAUUUUUCAGGUACUAUUUCACCCGCUCUUGCCAAUUUGACUUCAUUGAGGUACCUGUAUUUGGAUAAUAAUAAUCUUAGUGGCCCAAUCCCGGAGAACUUGAAUACUUUGCCUAAUCUUCAAGUCCUAGAUGUGUCCAAUAACCAUUUGUCUGGGCCUAUACCUGUUUUUCCACCUUCUGUAACCUUUUCUCAUAGUGGCAACUUAUUUCUUGGGAAGAAUGUGAGUACCGGUGGUGGAUCACCGGGUUCAGGCCAGAAUUCAGAUGUUCCCGGUGACAAUCCAUCGUCUCACAGUUCAAACGGGUCCUCCAUUUCAGCUGGAAUGAUUGUUGGUGUGGUUAUAGCUGUUGUUGUUUUUGUUGUAGUUGUGUUGUUUGUGUCUUACAAGUGUUACAUGAAACGGCAGCAUAAGAUGAAGGUUAGUGUAAAGGGCACUGCAAUUCCGACUGAGAUAAAGAAAUGGCAGAUAGUUGAUUGUGGGAGAACUUUUCCUGCUCACGAAGAUGGAAACAUUGCUAUUCCCAUCCAAGUUCUUGAAAAAGCCACAAACUUUUUUAGCGAAGAGAAUGUGUUGGGAAGUGGAGGAUAUGGGGUGGUUUACCUGGGUAAACUAGACGAUGGAACUAAGGUUGCUGUGAAAAAAAUGAAAGAUGGGGCAACGCAUACUAAAGGAAUAAAUGCGUUCCAAGCAGAAAUUGCUUUUCUUACCAAAGUUAGGCAUAGGAAUCUAGUUGCACUUAUUGGUUAUUGUAUCAAUGACAACAAUAGGCUUUUGGUGUACGAGUAUAUGCCACACGGUACAUUGGGUCGUCAUUUAUUUGAAUGGGAGAAGCAUGGCUUUCAUCCUCUAACUUGGAAGCAAAGGGUGACAAUUGCAUUAGAUGUGGCCAAGGGGAUGGAGUAUCUUCAUAGUUUGGCUCAUCAAAGUUUCAUUCACCGAGACAUAAAGUCCUCAAAUAUUCUUCUUUGUGAUGACAUGAGUGCUAAGGUCGCAGAUUUUGGAUUAGUCAGAAAGGCUCCAAAUGACAAAUAUUCUUUUGAGACUCGAAUAGCUGGAACAUUCGGUUACCUUGCACCUGAAUAUGCUACAACAGGACGAGCCACAAACAAAGUAGAUGUUUAUGCAUUUGGAGUUGUUUUAAUGGAGAUAAUCACCGGCAAAAAAGCAGUAGAUGAGACGUUGCCUGACGAGACGUGUCACUUGGUCACAUGGUUUCACAAGAUUAUAAGAAAAGGUCACAACAUUCAAAACGCUAUCGACCCAACUCUUGAUCUUGAUGACCAAACAUUUGAGAGCAUUUCUAAGGUUGCAGAGUUGGCUGCUCACUGCACUGCUAACAAAUAUUUUCGACGACCAAAUAUGGAACAUGUUGUUAAUGUUCUUGGUCCCUUUGCACAGAAGUGGAAGCCUUUGAGACUAGAAGAAAUAGAGGAAAAGUAUGGUGGUCUUAACCUUCAGAUGAGCCUUCCUCUUGCGUUUGACGACUCAUCCAUUGAAAGCUUGUCUUUUACAGAAGCCCAACUCAAUGGAAAUCGUCUAAAUCAAAGUGCACAAUUUUAA
Ipomoea triloba (trilobed morning glory) is the source of this 2694-nucleotide messenger RNA. RefSeq names its product receptor-like kinase TMK4. The record is from RefSeq and is a predicted model, not a curated record. Gene Ontology annotation, biological process: protein phosphorylation. NCBI's taxonomy places the organism in Eukaryota, Viridiplantae, Streptophyta, Magnoliopsida, Solanales, Convolvulaceae. Gene Ontology annotation, molecular function: protein kinase activity; protein binding; ATP binding. The transcript has 2 exons. Bases 1 to 2694 code for a protein of 897 amino acids.